CGUAUUUAACAAUUAUAAUCAUAAAUUAUUAUAAACAUAAAAGGAUUAAAAAACAAAAUGGUAGGCUAGAUUUUCUUAAUCGUGUUUUAAAUUUUUGUGUAUCUACAGAAUCAUAUAAAUCUCGAGAAAAUGACGAAUAAAGGUAACGAUACUUUUUGUAAAAAAAUGCGACAAGCGACAAAGGAAAUUCAUACAAUUAGUGACACAUUAGUGAAUGCAAAAUUAGCAUUUGGAUUUCUCGAUAAUUCUGUAUGGGCCGACGGUCUCUUGGUUUUCUAUGAAAUUUUCCAAUAUUUGGAGUUUGCUAUGAUUAGAUGGAAACAUACAGAAAUAGGAUUAUUUUUACACGAUCAACUUCGUCGUACCGAAGCGUUUGAAAGUGAUCUCGAAUUUUAUUUAGGAAAAGAAUGGAUAAAAAGUUAUAGUCCUAGGGAUAGUGUUACUAGAUAUUUGAUUCAUUUAAAAAAAAUUGAAGAUACGGAUCCCAUUUUGCUGAUAGCAUAUAUUUAUCAUUUGUAUAUGGGCCUUCUAAGUGGUGGAAUUAUUUUACGUAAAAAGAGGCAACUUAUGCAAAAAAUUUGGCCGUUUCAAGCAUGUCAAAUGAAUGGCAAUAAUAUUACAAACUUCGGAACCAGCAAUAUUUUUGAACUUAAGCAAUAUGUACGCGAUACUAUGAAUAAUAUUGCCGAGACAUUGGACGAAGAUACAAAAAAUAAACUCAUCGAGGAAAGUAAGACAGUGUUCGCGUUAAAUAAUGAAAUUAUAAGAAGUGUACGAGGUACAGGCACUGUAUUUUUUAAAAAAAUAAUGUAUUUUGUUAUUCCCGUUAUGAUACUUCUCUUAGCUCUAAUUGCAUCUUUUAAAAAAAUAUGA
Molecule: messenger RNA, 873 nt
Organism: Eufriesea mexicana
Lineage: Eukaryota; Metazoa; Arthropoda; Insecta; Hymenoptera; Apidae
Gene: Ho
Product: heme oxygenase
Exons: 3
Coding region: 130-873 (247 amino acids)
Biological process (GO): heme oxidation
Molecular function (GO): heme oxygenase (decyclizing) activity
Source: RefSeq, a predicted model, not a curated record